AUGGCCCAGCCCCAACCGUCACCAGCAACACCCGGAGCGCUGUCCCAGUCUCUUUUCGGCGGACCCGCCUCACAAGCCUUGACAACGCCGAAUCAAGCCUCGACUGCGCUGUCGCAGCCGACCCCGUCGCCGAUGGACCAAACACCAGGAUCGGCCACGUCGAGUAACAAUACCUACAUCAUGCCCAACUCGCCUAUUAAGAACAGGGGUACCUUAGAUGGGUAUCGUCCCAGGGUGACAAGAACCUUGGGGCAGCGACCGGCAUGUUUGGUCAACGCCUCGGUCACGUACUGCGGCAACAACCACAUCUAUGCCUUCGGAGGGUUUGAUCAGUACACCGAUGAAGUGUACAACCACGUUCUCAAACUGGACUUGGUUAGCCAUCAGUGGAGUCUAGUGGAUAACUACGGCGAUAUUCCCGGCGUACGCAUGGGCCACACGGCUACCCUUUAUCAAGGCGACAAGUUACUCGUCUUUGGCGGCGAAAAUGAGCAUCGAACCUACCUAUCCGAUUUGAUCAUAUUCAACCUGAAGACAGCGCAUUGGACACAGCCCCAAGUUACAGGUCCUGUGCCGAAAGGCCGGGCACGACACGCGGCAGUUCUACACGAAGACAAGCUUUUCAUUGUUGGCGGCAUCACCGGUCAUGAUAAUUACGUUCUCGACGACAUUUGCUACCUUGACCUGAAGACCUUUACCUGGUCACGAUCCUGGCGUUUCGUAGGUCGAUUUGACCACUCAGCCUAUAUAUGGGGUGACAGAGUAUGGGUCUUUGGCGGGCUUUCCGAGGAUAUGGACAAGAUCGGUGAUCUCUGGUGGCUCGACCUCAAAGGGAGUCCAGCUUUCGAAUCCACACCUCAAGUUGGUAUUUACGACCGCCAAGCGGGUACCAGUCGAGCUGUUGGCUCGCCGCGACAGCCCUACUCACUGGCACAUCCGCCGCCAGUCGUUGGGACGUCUGGGUAUGCCGCCAACUCCCGGACACAGCAGGUAAACCCGCCAUCAUUUCAACUCAAGGCUUUAGCUCCCAUGGCUCCCGGAACCAUUUCGUCCCUCAAGUUCGUGUCCGGGCCCAACAUACCCUCGCAAGGGUCUGGUAUCCAUUUUCAUGUGUACUCUUCGGGUACCCUCCUUGACUUCGUCACUCCAGCGGCAACGAUUACUUCCAAGGAGUGCUCUCUAUCAGCCUUGGACCUGGCGACUCUACGAUGGCAAAAGCUCGCUGAGGGUCGUGAUAUAUUCAAGUCGGGCUAUCGCUGGCACUACUGCACAAUGAACGAGGAUGGCACGAAGGCUUGGCUUCUUGGCUGUCCGACCGACCCGGCUGCAUCGGAUUUGGGCCCUAACGGGUUUGAGGAAUACCUCAGUGAUAUCAUGGAGAUUGAUCUGCGCCGGUUUGGCUUCCUCGGGAACAACCUAUCCUCUGAGCCACGCAUAGAGUCGAGGCCAACGACGCGAGUGGUCGACCAGCCUUCCAAGGGCCUUGGUGCUGAUUUGGCUAAAUUAUUCGAUCAGCCCCCUGAGAGUGGCAGUGGCACUGACUUUGUCAUCACAGCCCUUGAGGGCGAUUACGAAGACGAUGAUAUGAUGAGCCGAGCUGCUGACGCCUCUGCUGACCAGAACUGGUUGGCACCUGACGCCCCUACGUCUCAACCGAUUCACGUUCAUAAACUUAUUCUUCAAGCUCGCUGGCCGCAUUUUGCCCGACUUUAUAACUCCCAGAUGGCAGAGUUCCAUACCAAGAAGAUGCACAUACCUGAACCAUAUACAGUGGUUAAGGCGUUCCUGUACUACUUAUACACAGACAGCAUCCAUGGAACAUCAGUCAAUGAGAGUGGCGCCACUACGGACUUGUCGGACGUGGCAGGCCUACUGGUCAUGUCAAACAUCUACGGCAUUCCCCAUCUCCGGCUGCUCUGCGUGAAUCGACUUUCCAAGGAGCUAGAUGUCGAUCAUGCCUGUAUCAUCUGGCACUGUGCUGGGCUUGCAAAUGAGGAAUGGCUCCGCAAACGUGCAGCGCAGUUCUGCCUCACACACUGGGGUCGCAUUGUCCGCACACAGGGGUUCCUGCGACUGCCACGAUCAGCGCUGGUUGAGCUGUCUCAAGAAAUUGAUAUGGAAGGCCGCGUUGUGGGUGGCGACGAACUGGAGUAUGUUGGCGGGCUGGCAGGCUCACGUUUUGGUGACGGCUGUUCCAUCGUAAGUCGGAAAGAGAGUAUUGGCAGCAACCACACACAACUCCUUGACAGCGAGGCCGAUGAUGAAGAUGGCAUGGAGAUGAGCUGA
Molecule: messenger RNA, 2286 nt
Organism: Colletotrichum graminicola M1.001
Lineage: Eukaryota; Fungi; Ascomycota; Sordariomycetes; Glomerellales; Glomerellaceae
Product: kelch domain-containing protein
Exons: 3
Coding region: 1-2286 (761 amino acids)
Molecular function (GO): protein binding
Source: RefSeq, a predicted model, not a curated record